CAAAGCCACUGUACAAAGCGAUCUCUGCAACUUAUGCGAUCUCUGCAACGUGUACAAUUGUGGAUUCAACGACUAGCAAUGUUCCAACCAACGAGGUCUACAAUUGCUGUGAUUGGUACAACAGGUGUUGGCAAGUCUCAACUAGGCAUUGAACUUUCGAAGGCCCUUCAUGGCGAAGUGAUCAAUGCUGAUUCCAUGCAGGUAUACAAGGGGCUGGACAUCAUUACCAACAAGGUGACCGAAAGCGAACGUGAAAAUGUACCACAUCACUUGAUGGAUUUUUUAGAACCCGAAGACGAAUACCUUGUCACUCAGUUUGUCAAGGACGCCUCAGAUAAGAUUGAAGAAAUCUCAGAGCGCAAAUCCUUGCCUGUGCUGGUUGGCGGCACCAACUACUAUGUGCAAUCAUUGUUGUGGCCCAUGUCCUUGAUCUCUACAGCAACCGACGGAUCUUCAUCAUCAGACGAACAGGAAGAAGAGGAUGGCAUAUCCUCUAUGGAUACACAGGCUUUGUAUAAAGAAUUGCAAAAAGUGGAUCCCAUUAUGGCAGCAAAGUGGCAUCCAAGCGACCGCCGAAAAAUAGCAAAAAGCUUAAAAGUUUAUAGAGAUAUGGGACGACCUCAAAGCGAGAUUAUAAAGGAACAGCAGCAACGGGCUAAGACAGACGUGAACUUGAGAUACAACACUAUCAUAUUUUGGCUUUAUACCGAUCCUGUAACGCUUAACAGAAGAUUAGAUGAUCGUGUUAUGAAAAUGAUCGAGCUUGGCCUUUUCGACGAGCUGUCAUCUUUACGAAAAAGAGUACAGGAAGGGACAUUAGAUAUGCCUGGUAAAGAUUUGGAGAAGUAUCAACGUGGAAUUUGGCAGGCAAUUGGUUACAAGGAAUUCGAUGAGUACCUUACGGCGGUUGAAAAUGGCAAUCUUGAGGAUAAUGAAUUGCAAGCUUUGAAAAAAGAGUCUAUUGAAAGGAUGAAAGCGGCUACUAGGCGAUAUGCAAAACGUCAAGUACAGUGGAUAAGGAACAAGCUACUACCCACUAUCUGGAAUACUCAAGAUACGCUUGCCAAUAUAAAAUCUUCUAUACUUUCGAUAACGCCGUCACAAUCGGUUCAGCUGUACUUAUUGGAUGCAACCGAUCUUAGCCGGUGGGACGAGAAUGUGAAAAAUACAGCAGUUAGAAUUGCACAGGACUUUGUAAACGAUAGAAAUAUGCCCGACCCAACCACCUUGAAUGAAUUUUCAUCCGAAUUACUAACCAGAGGAGGAGAUGCAGAUCCACGGCAGAAACUUUUAAGCUGGAAGAAACAUACUUGCGAAGUCUGUACCAAUCAAUCUGCAAAUCCUGUCGUGUUAAACGGAGACUUGGAAUGGAAACAGCACAUGUCUAGUAGACUACAUAGAAGAAACACAAAGAGAGAAAAGAUGAUGAAGAAGAAAGUGGAUCAUCCCGAAUAACUGUAAAAUAGAUGGAUAGACCUUGCUUAACCAAUGUAUAUUACAACUUUUAGCUACAAUCAUCCGAAUGUCAUAAUAUUGAGACUUAAAACCGGUCCUAUAGAUAUUUUGAAACUAGAAAAGCUCUAA
Umbelopsis ramanniana AG is the source of this 1584-nucleotide messenger RNA. RefSeq lists its product as uncharacterized. Gene Ontology annotation, biological process: tRNA modification. Gene Ontology annotation, molecular function: tRNA dimethylallyltransferase activity; ATP binding. Gene Ontology annotation, cellular component: mitochondrion. The transcript has 10 exons. The record is from RefSeq and is a predicted model, not a curated record. NCBI's taxonomy places the organism in Eukaryota, Fungi, Mucoromycota, Umbelopsidomycetes, Umbelopsidales, Umbelopsidaceae. Bases 34 to 1455 code for a protein of 473 amino acids.